GGCACCUUUCCACCCCUUAUUGGCCCCUCUAUCCUCUCGGUACCCAGACUGCUUAUUUUGAACGAAGAUGCCAGAAGUACCAGGCAAAUCCACCAUCCUCGUCACCGGCGCGAACGGCUACAUCGGUGUAUGGACCGUUCGAAUCUUGCUCGAGCGCGGCUACUCCGUCCGUGCCGCGGUUCGCUCUGAGCAGCGCGGCCAGCAUCUGCUGAGCUACUUUAGCACGUAUGGCGACCGGCUGAAGCUCGCGAUCGUACCAGAUAUCAUGAAGGAUGGCGCGUUUGACGAGGCUGUGAAGGGCAUUGAAGGGAUCGUGCACACGGCGUCGCCUGCGGUUGCGAUCACUGGUCAUCCUGAUGAGAUCAUUACACCGGCUGUUGGAGGCGUGACUGGGAUCAUGCAUAGCGCACUGAAGCAUGGCACAUCUUUGAAGCGCAUUGUGAUAACAUCAUCCAUGGCUGCCGUCAUGUAUCAUUGCGACGACUCUGUCACAUACACUGAGAAAGACUGGAACGAGAGUGCCGUGACCGAAUGCGAGCAAAAGGCGGAGAACGCAACUCCGAUGGCGAAAUACUGUGCAUCGAAAGUGAAGGCCGAGCGAGCGGCAUGGGACUUUGUCGAAAAACACAAAAGCGAGAUAGGCUGGGACAUCACCGUCCUCAACCCGCCUUGGGUGUACGGCCCAUCCAUCCAGGAGGCCGACAAGCCCAGUGCGCUCAACUCCUCCGCGAAAUAUUGGUUCGAUGCAAUAGUCAAAGGAGAGAUCGUAGCACUCGGCUCGACCGAUCCGCUCGUCGCCCCCGGAGGCGGCUGGGUCGACGUGCGAGAUUGCGCAGAGGCGCACGUCCGUGCGCUCGAGAGGCCCGCUGCGGGAGGGAAGCGCAUCAUCGUUUCUGCGGGUUCGCCUCACGUCUGGCAGGACUUCUUUGAUACGGCAAAUAGUUUGACGCCGCAGCCAUACCAAGGCAGUCUGGCCAAAGGGGUGCCUGGAGGGGUCAAGAAGGGGAAGAACACGAUAGACUCUAGGACGGCGCACGAGUUCCUCGGCAUAGAAUGGAGGACCAUGGAACAAUUGACACGAGACACUUUGGAGGAUUUCCAAAGGAAGGGCUCGGAGUGGGUAGUCAAGGUUGGAGAGUAGGGAGUGGAUUCAACCUCGUUAGCAUCUCCAGAUACGCGCGCC
Molecule: messenger RNA, 1183 nt
Organism: Coniophora puteana RWD-64-598 SS2
Lineage: Eukaryota; Fungi; Basidiomycota; Agaricomycetes; Boletales; Coniophoraceae
Product: D-lactaldehyde dehydrogenase
Exons: 7
Coding region: 68-1141 (357 amino acids)
Molecular function (GO): oxidoreductase activity, acting on the CH-OH group of donors, NAD or NADP as acceptor
Source: RefSeq, a predicted model, not a curated record